Peronospora belbahrii is the source of this 759-nucleotide messenger RNA. The record is from the annotation of a GenBank genome assembly. Lineage: Eukaryota; Oomycota; Peronosporomycetes; Peronosporales; Peronosporaceae.
AUGGCGACAAAGCGUUUCGCCAUUCAAUCACCAUUGACAACAGACUUCAUGGGUUUAAAUACAACGAAUGCAUCGGGUUCGGAUAAUACUAUCAAGUAUCAUCUAGUAGAAGCUGAAGAGGUGAAUCAUUAUAAGCCACCAAUACAAUCUCUUACGAUACGUUGUGCAAAACCUUUUCGAAAAAGUAAAUUCAAUUGGUCUCACUAUGAUGCAAUGGAACGUGAAGAAACGUUUGAGACAAACAAACAGUUUGAGACAAAAAAUCCAUUGCAUUGGCAAAGGUAUGGAAAAAAAAAUCCGGCUUUUCAUGAUAAUCGAGAUCCAUUGGGACAUAAUACUGGACAACGUGUUGAAAGACGGGGGAGACGAGAGGAAGAUCAGCAUGGAUAUUUUUAUAAUGGUGUUUAUAUACCGACUCCUGAUUUUAAAGUCACGGCACAAUGGGCAAAAAGCCAAAUUGAAUUUUAUUUUACAUCGGAUAAUUUGGUCCGUGAUAUUUUCUUACGUCAACAUAUGGAUGUUGAUGGUUAUGUUCCAUUGGCUUUUGUCGGUAGUUUUCAAGCUGUUUAUUCCAUUCAUCAGGAUUAUCCAUCACUUUUUGAUGCAAUGAAAGACUCGGAGACUCUUGAAUUGGAUCAAGCGAAUGAAAAAAUUCGAUUACGUCAUGAGUGGAAGAAGUGGAUUUGGCCAAAUGCGACGGGUGGCUAUGGAGUACCUCGAUACAUUAAACAGACGACUGAAAACAUCAAGACGACCUAG